Molecule: messenger RNA, 1779 nt
Organism: Anopheles nili
Lineage: Eukaryota; Metazoa; Arthropoda; Insecta; Diptera; Culicidae
Product: hemicentin-1-like
Exons: 6
Coding region: 1-1779 (592 amino acids)
Source: RefSeq, a predicted model, not a curated record
AUGAUGCGCGAGGAGACAUUCCAAGUGGACGAAACGCCACAUUUUGGAACACCAUUUUUCCUAAGGAAACUUAGUGACUAUACGGUGUUAGUCGGUACAAAAGCCAAACUAUCAGUGCAUAUUUCAAACACCAAGGAUGCGAAGGUCACGUGGUACAAAGAUGACGUUCCGCUCGUUGAAUCAGAACGACUCGUUUGUUCGAGUAAGGGCCAGCUGCACUCUAUCGAGAUUGCCACCAUUCUGCCCGAGGAUAAUGCCAAAUGGUCUUGUCAGGUUGAGAAUCUGCUUGGAAAAUGCAUGUGCAGUGGACAGCUUACAGUGAGAGUGCCAGAAACCUACAAAGCCCCCGAAUUUGUAGAUGAGCUACGAGCCAUUCUCACUAGCCAAGGCACGAUCUCGCUGGAGUGCAAAGUGAUCGGGUAUCCGACACCGGAGCUGCGAUGGUUCAAGGAUUCGAAUGAAAUCAAAGCGGGUGACAUGUUUGGAUUAACGCUAAACGGUGGGGAUCUCACAUCGCUUGGAGUGUAUACCUGUGUUGCCACCAAUUGUGUCGGGAAAAGUAGCUCUAGCUCGAAAGUGCGAGUACAGGAGCAGGACGCCACAUCUAAGGAAAAGACGAUCGAUAAAAAUAGCCUUGGCGAAGCAUCCAGCACUACGUUCCUCUCGGUUAACGAUAUCAAGGCGCAGCUAAAUGAAGAAGAAUGGCUGAAUUUGCUGCAGGUGAACCAAGCGCCAGUUUUCAAGACGGGACUAAUAAGUCGAGAUGUGAACAUUGCCGAACCUUUGCGACUAUCGGUAGUGAUAAAUUCAGUGUCUAAGCCUACGGUCAACUGGUACAAGGACGAUCUAGUAGUGGAAAAUUCAGACAACUAUAAGCUUUCCUCAGACGAAAGUACAUACACGUACCACAUGGACGUAAUAGUGACGCAGUUAGAUGACCAGGGUGAGUGGAAAUGUGUUGCUUCGAACGAAUUUGGACAAGCAGGAACAUCUUGCUUUGUGAAACUGAUCAUACCCAAGCACUAUCGCAAGCCGAAAUUCCUGGAAAAUUUGAAGGCAGUAAUGCUACGCGAUGGAACGGUAAAUCUAGAGUGCAAAGUGAUUGGUGUUCCACAGCCAGUGUUGAAAUGGUACAAGGAUGGUACCGAGUUGAAGCCAGGCGACAUUCAUCGCAUCAUCACUGGACAGGAUGGAAAGUGUUGUUUGGGAACGUAUACCUGUGAGGCGGUAAAUUGUAUGGGCUCAGUUAGCAGCACUGCAUCCCUCCACGGCUACGACGGCAUCGCCGACGAAGGACCUUUGCCUCCCGAAGGGGCAGCAGCGCUCGUCAAGGACGCUUCUCUGUCCACAAUACACGAGGAACGAACGUCGCAGAUUUUCGAUACAGCCGCAUCUUACGAAAGCGCGGCAAGCAAUGGCCGAGGCGAGAUAUCAUUUACUUUCGACGGUAAAGAAGUUUCAGUUUCUCUGUACGAAACGCCUGAGCUAACCAACGAUGAAGCGUUGCAAAUUGUUCAAAUGUUUGCGGAUCAGUUGCAUCAAAACAUCAACGAGAAUGAAAACGUCACUAGUUUGCCAUCGUUGCGCUUUGUAAAGGAAACGUCUACAUCCGGGCAACUGGUUAUGGAAGCUCUUGUUAUAGAUGUUCCCGUUGUGGAAGACAACAAUCUAUUCGAGGAUGAUCGCCGGACGGAUUUCGACAUUGAUGAAAUGCACGAUGAAAAUACAUUCACGUUUGAGAGCGGUAUUGCUUCAUCGAAAUUACAUGCGCUCAAAUAG